Molecule: messenger RNA, 1503 nt
Organism: Rotaria sordida
Lineage: Eukaryota; Metazoa; Rotifera; Eurotatoria; Philodinida; Philodinidae
Source: the annotation of a GenBank genome assembly
AUGUGGUUGAUAAUUAUACUUUAUACAUUAUUUCUAUACGUUAUUUAUCGUCUCAUCAAAUUCUGGAUCAUUAAUCCAUGGCGAGUUCAACAAGAUUUUUUCAAUCAAGGAAUUCCUGGACGAUAUACGCCUAUAGUUGGUGAUGUGUUACGUCAUCGUCGAGCUUAUCUCGCUGAUAGGCCAUUCAGUUAUGUGGAAGAGACAAGUGCUGAAUUUGGUGACUACUAUCAUACAUCAUUUGGUCCAUUUCCUUGUCUGAAUAUAAGUGACCCAGUACUAAUCGAAAGUAUUUUAAAAACAAAUACUCGAUUCUACCACAAAUCUGAACUUGCCAGAGCAAUCGCUGCAACCGUACUCGGCUAUGAAAAUAUUGUAUUGGUCGAAGAUGAAAAUCAUACAAGACAUCGACGAUUACUUAAUCCAAUUUUUCAACAACAAAAUGUCAAUUCAAUGAUACCAUUAAUGGUGGAUUUAACAUCGAGUUUUUUGACAAAAUGGCAGAUCGAUACAAAUGAGAAAACUUAUCCAUUGAUAUUAGACGUAUCGAAAGAAAUGUCAAAUCUUGCAUUGGAUAUAAUAACCGGUUGUGUAUUUGGUGUUGAAGCAAUGAAAGAUAUACAUAUUCAUGAAACAAUUUAUCAAAGUAUUAAAAUAGCGUCUGAUGAAAUAGAAAAACGAAUCCACAAUAUGAUUAUUAUUAUUCCUAUACUUAAUCAAUUACCAAUAUUAGGAAAAAGACGUAUUGAUAAGUGCAGACAAGAUAUAAAAAACAUUGUUCUACAAAUGAUAAAUCAGCGAAAACAGGGUUUAACAAAAGCAACUUGUAAAGGGCACGAUUUACUAGAUCUACUUUUGACAGCACAUGGCGACAAUAAAGAUCAAGAAUUUACCGAUAACGAGAUCUCAGAUGAAGCACUUACGUUUGUACUUGCGGGACAUGAAACAACGGCAACUUUAAUGACUUGGGUACUGUACAAUCUUGUCACAAACCCCGAUGUAUAUCAACAGUGUCAGGAUGAAGUCGACUCAGUUUUCAGUGACAAUGAGGAACUAACAACAUCGACAAUCUCACUACUAACAUAUAUGGAAGCUGUAUUGAAAGAGACGUUACGAUAUCAUCAGCCUGCACCUGUAUUAUUUAGAACAGCAACUACUGACAAUACAAUUGUAGCUAGUGAUGGUAAACAGAUUCGUAUCCGAAAAGGAACUGAUAUUGCCAUAAAUUUGAAUAUUAUGAAUAAUUCAGAAAAGUAUUGGUAUGAACCGAAAAAAUUCUACCCAUCAAGAUUUCUUGAGCGUCACUCGGGCGUAAUGUUUCCAUUUGGACUUGGACCACGUACAUGCAUUGGACAGAAUUUUGCUAUGCUAGAAGCUACCAUUAUAUUGGCAAUGGUGCUACAUCGUUUUCGUUUUGAAUUGGUACCCGGUCAAAAAGUUGUCCUAGGUACAGCAGGUGUCAUCAGACCUAAAUAUGGCUUAUCAAUGCGUAUCUGGCCACGAUAA